AUUCCUAGUAAUACGAAAUCCGUUAGAUUUUACGUCCAGACAAAAGAGCCUGGUGUUAAUUAUUUGAUUGAUGAUGGUGAAUUAACACAAGUUCAAACAUUAUCACAAUUUGCCAGCGAUGCUAAUAAGGGAAUAGAUCAUAAUAGAAAAGCCAACUUAAAAAUCAGUUUAAGCGGAAGUUCUUAUCCGUCUGGAAUUAAAGUUGAGAUUCAACAAACCCGAAGUGAAUUUGGUUGGGGUUCCGCCGUUAACGUUAAUUACAUCCACGACUCCAGUCAUAAACGCUAUCAAGAUUUCUUCUACGAUAUAUUUGAAUGGGCAGUAUUAGAAAAUGCUUUAAAAUGGCCAUUUCUCGAAUAUAGCAAGGGGAAUUUCCAACCCGGUAAUGCCAUGAAUGCUAUUAAUUCCAUGCGUGUUAAAGGUAUAAAGGUCAGAGGUCAUAAUAUAUUUUGGGGAGGAUCGGAUGUUGUUCCGUCGUGGCAGAAAUCAAUGUCUGGAUCGGAAUUUAAACCACUCUUAGAAAAACAUAUGAGUGAUAUGGCUAAAACAUUCAGGGCAAAGUUCCAGCAUUGGGAUGUGGAAAAUGAAAAUCUACAUCUCCACUUUUACGAAGAUAAGUUACGAGACCCUCACAUCACUGAAUGGAUGUUUCGAGAGAUGCACAGAAUAGAUCCUCCAACUCAACGAUAUUUGAAUGACUACAGCAUUGUUGAUGGUGGACAGUCGACAAUGGCCUAUGUAGACCAAGGAAUGCGUUUUAAAUCUGCUGGAGUACCUGUAUCUGGUAUGGGCAUACAGAGUCAUCUCGUUGGUGAUAUUGACAUUUCUGCUAUUAAGAGAAGACUGGACGAAGUGGCUAAAGUCGGAUAUCCUAUCUGGAUAACCGAGUUAGAUAUAAGCCAGGGGGACAAUCAUAAGAAAGCGCAAUAUUAUGAGGACGUCAUGAGACUAUACUUCAGUCAUCCAGCAGUUAAAGGUGUUAUGUUCUGGGGAUUCUGGGAUGGAAAACAUUGGCGACCACAAGCUGCACUUGCAAAUGGGAAUAAUGUUACGCCAAAUGAAGCAGGGAAAAGGGUACAGCAACUGCUAAAACAUACAUGGAGAACCAACGAAUCACAUAAUAUAAGUCACGGUCAGACAGUCAGUAUCAGAGCUUUUAAAGGUUCCUAUAAAUUACUGGUACACCAUAAUGGUAAAGUUAUUCAUACCGAGAACUUCAGUCUUGGUCAAGCUGGAAACACUCUAAAAGUUAAUCUAAGUGGAUCAGGCUCAAAUCCACAUGUUGAUAACGUUUUAAUUGGUUGAUGGAGGAAAGCGACGCAGAUAUGGUUUAAUGUUAAUAUUUGAAUGUAUGAAAUAAAUCUUAGAUAUGGUUGUAUCGGUGCAUUGUUUUAU
This is a messenger RNA of Patella vulgata (common limpet), 1395 nucleotides long. RefSeq lists its product as uncharacterized. Gene Ontology annotation, biological process: carbohydrate metabolic process. Gene Ontology annotation, molecular function: hydrolase activity, hydrolyzing O-glycosyl compounds. The record is from RefSeq and is a predicted model, not a curated record. The transcript is spliced from 11 exons. The annotation marks the transcript as partial. Lineage: Eukaryota; Metazoa; Mollusca; Gastropoda; Patellidae.